GGGAUACAACCUGUACGGUCAGUGUAAGUAAUAACGGUUGGACGGUGGCCCACCCAUCUUGAUGAUUCACACCAAUGUGUUGGUAGCAAUACACCACCACUGGGGACCGGUACACCCAAAGUCAAGCCAGCGUAAGUCAUGGCACCAUUUCUACGCCUUGGAAAUGGAAAGCCUCUUUUUGCUUAACGAUAAACAUUAUUGAUAGUGUUCCCAUGACAACUCCAGUGAUGGAACGAAAAUCGCACGAAAUGCUCCGAAAAAAUAACGAAGAAUACCGAAUGCGGCAAGCGGCUAAGAAUGCUUUAGCAUUAAGCCAAAGUACGUCCUACGGUUAUUAUAUCUCCAAGCCAUCGAAAUUUGAUAAUACUCUUAUCCCUGCUAUACCGCGAAGAAAAGCAUAGUCUGUCACAAUCAUCCGGCUCUUAUAUAACUCUUUCCAUUUUGUUUUGUCCUUGUCGCCUUACUACAUCACCACAUCAUUUUGCACUAGAGAUCCGCCUGCAAUAUUCUCUUUCAUUACAUACAUAAUCUCAUUUUUUUCUGGAAAAAAAGUUUCGCCAAAUGUCAUCGAUGCAAAUAUCAUCUC
Molecule: messenger RNA, 586 nt
Organism: Radiomyces spectabilis
Lineage: Eukaryota; Fungi; Mucoromycota; Mucoromycetes; Mucorales; Radiomycetaceae
Exons: 2
Coding region: 213-401 (62 amino acids)
Biological process (GO): DNA repair
Cellular component (GO): SOSS complex; nucleus
Source: RefSeq, a predicted model, not a curated record